This is a messenger RNA of Colletotrichum graminicola M1.001, 417 nucleotides long. RefSeq lists its product as uncharacterized. The coding region runs from base 1 to 417 and encodes 138 amino acids. Lineage: Eukaryota; Fungi; Ascomycota; Sordariomycetes; Glomerellales; Glomerellaceae. The transcript has a single exon. The record is from RefSeq and is a predicted model, not a curated record.
AUGGAUCCGCUCAGUAUCGUUACCGCCGCGGCAUCUUUGGCUGGUGCUGUACUAAAGGCAUCAUUCAAAAUCAAAGAAACCAUCGACGCCUACGAAGAUGCACCGCAGAGUAUUGCUGACAUAGCCGAUGAGGUUCACGCGGUCCAAAUAGCCCUUCGACAGGUUGAGAGUGUCGUGAGCCAAGAUCCGGAUGCCAUUGAGCGGCUGGGAUUGGAAGACGUCUUCGCAAUCGCUGUCAACGGCUGCCAUGCGACGCUUUUAUCGAUCAGCAAGGAAUAUGAAAAUCUUUUCCUCCGUAGCGACUGGAAAGCUAAGAUACAGGCAUUAUGGAAAGAGGGAGAGAUGACUCGGCUCCUCGGUCGAUUGGAUCGAAAGAAAGCAACGUUGACGCUUUUGACCCAGACGUUGAAUCUGUAA